CACACUGUUCCUUCUCUGCAUCUGCACGCAACGCUGGUUCAAGAAAUGAGGCGUUAUUAGACGAGGAAAGCAGCUCCGACACAGUAGCAGGGGCGCUCCACUCUCCAAUAUGGACAACAGAAACGUCGUCGUCUGCGACAAUGGCACAGGGUAUGUCAAGUGUGGCUUUGCUGGAGAGAAUUUCCCUACCUCCGUAUUCCCUUGUGUGGUGGGGAGGCCUAUGCUUCGGUAUGAAGAAUCACUUGUGGAACAAGAGAUAACGGAUAUUGUUGUUGGAGGUGCUUGCGCAGACUUGCGGCAUCAACUGGAUAUAUCUUAUCCUGUCAGUAAUGGUAUCAUUCAAAACUGGGAAGAUAUGGGUCAUGUGUGGGACCACACAUUUUUCAGUGAAUUGAAAAUUGAUCCAACGGAAUGUAAGAUUUUACUUACAGACCCACCUCUAAAUCCUUCAAAGAACCGUGAAAAAAUGGUUGAGACCAUGUUUGAGAAAUACAACUUUGCUGGUGUCUUCAUCCAAAUCCAAGCUGUUUUAACAUUGUAUGCUCAAGGUUUGCUGACGGGAUUAGUUAUUGACUCUGGUGAUGGUGUCACGCAUGUGGUUCCGGUUGUUGACGGCUACUCUUUCCCUCAUCUUACAAAGCGAAUGAAUGUAGCUGGCCGACAUAUAACAUCAUAUCUGGUUGAUUUGCUAUCACGGAGAGGGUAUGCAAUGAAUAGGACCGCGGAUUUUGAGACUGUUAGGCAAAUUAAAGAGAAGCUCUGCUAUAUAAGUUAUGAUUACAAGAGAGAAUAUCAACUGGGGCUUGAGACCACCAUCCUUGUUAAGAAUUAUACUCUGCCAGAUGGAAGGGUCAUUAAAGUUGGUACUGAACGUUUCCAGGCUCCUGAGGCUCUUUUCACUCCAGAACUGAUCGAUGUCGAAGGUGAUGGGAUGGCAGAUAUGGUAUUUCGCUGCAUUCAGGAAAUGGAUAUUGACAAUCGAAUGAUGCUUUACCAGCAUAUAGUCUUAAGUGGAGGGAGCACCAUGUAUCCUGGAUUACCUAGUCGUUUGGAGAAAGAAAUAUUGGAUCGUUAUCUCGACGUUGUUCUGAAGGGGAACAAAGAUGGGUUGAAGAAACUGCGAUUGCGGAUUGAGGAUCCACCACGAAGAAAGCAUAUGGUGUAUCUAGGAGGUGCAGUCCUUGCAGGAAUUAUGAAGGAUGCACCUGAGUUUUGGAUUAGCAGGGAAGAUUAUCAAGAAGAAGGAGUUGCUUGUUUGAGCAAGUGUGGCCAGGCAUGAUUUUGUGAGGUCACUUUGUCACCCCCUUUGCUAUUUGAGUAACUCGGGAGAGUGUCAUAUUACAAGCAUGAGCACGAGAGCUGGGACAUCUUUACCAAUGGGUUUGAUCAACCUAUAUAAGUACGAUACAAUUCUUCCAUUUUUACAUCCAUGUGUAGCUGUCCAUAAUCGUAUUGAAAGACUUUGAUGUUGAAAUAUUAAUUAAAUGAUUAAAUUCAGAAAUUCUUACCAGUUUAAACUUUUAAGACAAA
Messenger RNA from Alnus glutinosa, 1530 nucleotides. Its product is annotated as actin-related protein 2. Gene Ontology annotation, cellular component: actin cortical patch; Arp2/3 protein complex. Gene Ontology annotation, molecular function: actin filament binding. Gene Ontology annotation, biological process: Arp2/3 complex-mediated actin nucleation. The transcript has 15 exons. The record is from RefSeq and is a predicted model, not a curated record. Bases 110 to 1279 code for a protein of 389 amino acids. Lineage: Eukaryota; Viridiplantae; Streptophyta; Magnoliopsida; Fagales; Betulaceae.